Molecule: messenger RNA, 1389 nt
Organism: Recurvomyces mirabilis
Lineage: Eukaryota; Fungi; Ascomycota; Dothideomycetes; Mycosphaerellales; Teratosphaeriaceae
Exons: 5
Coding region: 1-1389 (462 amino acids)
Source: RefSeq, a predicted model, not a curated record
AUGAACGUCGGUCUCCUCUCGAACGGGGUUUCGGCAGUCAAACAUGGUGUCUAUCGAGAGUCUAGCAAACGCUAUCGUCCUCCUACAGCAGACACCAAGCUGUUCGGCUUUUGCUGCUGGUGUGAAGCUGAACAGCUACAACGCUACCGUGCUCAAUGCUUUACUUACUACCAAAUCCACGGCCUGAACGACUCUGGCGUUCUGAAUAAUGUCUCAUUCUGUCAGGUAUACCCGAAAGUAUCAUACGGAACUGGCAACGACAGCCUGAUCUUCGCUCUGUGGCUGCCAGAUGUGCUUCAGUACGAACGCCGGUUCAUGGCUGUGGGCAAUGGUGGAAUGGCCGGCGUGAUCGACUAUGCCAGUAUGAUGACCCAGCUAAACUCCGGCUACGGCCUAGCGGUCGCCGGAGGUAAUGCCGGCCAUCUCGCAUCAGACAACAAUGCAGGAGGCGGUGCGGCGGAAACCUAUCUCCCAUAUCUGCACGAUCCAGCUCAAGUCACGGCUUGGAUCCACAAUGCUAUCAGUCUCUUUACUCCAGCUGCAAAAGCGAUGACCACGAAGCUUUCCCAAGCCGUCCUCAACUUCACCAACAACGCAGUGGUGGCUGCUUGCGACACAUUGGACGGGGUCAAAGACGGCUUGAUCGAAGACCCACUCAGAUGCAACUUCGACAUCGAGAGCCUGGUCUGUCAGAGCACGUACGGCAACCCUUCCAAUGGCAGCGUCACAUGCCUCACACCCGCUCAAAUCGCAGUAUUCAAAACAAUCUAUCAAGGACCCGUUCGUUCAGACAAUGGCUCACAGCUAUACCCCGGCUUCUGCCUGGGCAGCGAAAACCAAUGGCUACUCCAGGAAGGCGUCCUGGCAGAUGCUUUCAGCAUCCCCAUUUUGCAGAACCUCGUCUACAAUGACCUGUCGUACAACAGUAGCAACUUCAACUGGGCUUCUGACGUCACCACACUCGAUGCCAAAGCCGGCUCGUACAUCGACGAGAUCAGUCCAGAUCUGACUAGCUUUCGCAACCGUAGUGGCAAGAUGAUCGUGACACAAGGCUGGACUGACCCUUUGAAUGCCGCUACCUGGCCCAUCGAGCAUCUCGAGCAGGUUGAGAACUUUCACAACGGCGAUGUAUCGUCUUUCCUAAACCUAUUCAUGGUGCCGGGUGGAGGACAUUGCGGUGCGGCCAGGUAUCAUCCGAGCGUGCCGGCGACAUAUCACACCGUCGCCGCACUAAUCAACUGGGUCGAGCGUGGGCAGAAGCCGAAUCAUGUAUUGAGCACAAACCCGCCUGAUGGAAGUGAUCGGACGAGGAAAUUGUGUCCAUGGCCUGCCACUACGCGAUAUGUGCAAGGUGAUCUGAACGAUUGGUCCAGCUAUGUGUGCGAAUAA